Messenger RNA from Danaus chrysippus (African queen), 471 nucleotides. NCBI's taxonomy places the organism in Eukaryota, Metazoa, Arthropoda, Insecta, Lepidoptera, Nymphalidae. The record is from the annotation of a GenBank genome assembly.
AUGGAUCGUUUUGGAACAUCUAUUCUGAAAACCAUUUGGAGACCGACACUUAAUUUUGUAAGGACCAGAUACUUUGCAGAUAAAAACAGAUUAGUAAGAAGAUAUGGUUAUGAAGAGAAAAUCUGGAGCGGUGGCUUAAUGCCUCGGUCUGAAGGAAAGCCUUUACCAAUUCCAGAAUAUCGGCCUGACAACCCUUGGACAGGACGUAAGGCACUUUUUGGGCAAAAUGAUUACAUUGAUAUUCUUGGAACUGGUGAAAUCCACCCUGUGAAGACAUUGUACUCUGUGCCAUCGUGGAUAAGAGGAGUCAGUGGUAUGGAAUAUCAUAUUUUACUCAGAAAGAGGAAGAUGUUUGCAAAUACUGGAUCACCUCAAAUCAGGCCGACAAAGUGGAAAGAAUAUGAAAAGAGAUUGUCUUUCUUGUACAGAAAACUUAAUAGAAAAACAAAAACUGGCUUCUCUUCUACAUAG